This is a messenger RNA of Ceratitis capitata (Mediterranean fruit fly), 6128 nucleotides long. Its product is annotated as mucin-5AC. The transcript is spliced from 5 exons. Bases 1602 to 5696 code for a protein of 1364 amino acids. The record is from RefSeq and is a predicted model, not a curated record. NCBI's taxonomy places the organism in Eukaryota, Metazoa, Arthropoda, Insecta, Diptera, Tephritidae.
UCUUAUUGAACAUACGCUAGUUAUUUAUGUAUGGACAUACUUAUAUAUAUAUAUAUUUCUUUUUUGAGAUUUUGUGAUUGAUUUCUAUAAUCUUUCACCGAAGUCUUUAACCUGUUAAGCGUUCUAACCAAUUUCUUGUUAGUUCUUUUGUUUUCUUCAUUUGUGCUGUCUUGUGUCUUUGAACGAUUAGCUAAAAGCUAAUAAAUAAUGCUAAUAGCCUCUCGCUAAACCUUUUUCCAGACGCAGUCACAGUUGCGCAAUUUCACAAAGCGGCGCUGAUAAUGCGAGUAAUUUUCUAUUGGCACGUAUCACGCCUAAUCGUUCAACCCGCACUGCCCAUUCGAAGACUUUUUCUGACACACUUUAGCAGCAAAUGAAAUUGAUUAAAUAAAUAAAUAUAUACGAGUAUGUAUGCAUGUAGGUAGCCCGCGUACCUGCGACUAAAGUUUAAUUGCGCUUUGUUUUUAACUACCAUUAACGGUAAUAUAUAAAUGCACAUACAAAAAAAAAAGACGAAAACAAGAAGAUGGCAUGUGUUAAACCUCUAUUGGGGCUACACCACGCGCUUCAAGCGCAAACACCCAAACAAAGUAGGCGCAGUUCGUGUAUUCAUUGUGUCAUGCAGUAGUGGCUGCAUUGUCUUGUCUCAUUGAUGAGCUCAUCAACGCCUUCUCCAAACACUGUAUGAUGGCUGGCUGCCUCGCUGGCUGUUUGACAGGUGGCGCGUCCGCUUCAAAUGUGGCAGCCAACCAAGCUGCGCACAAACAAAUAAGGGUGGAGCUUCCUUAGAUAAAAGCUUCGUACAUACAAUAUGUAUGUAAUGAAAAAUCACAAUUUCUUAAAAAGCCAAGAAUUUCAUAAAGAACGCCGCGUAUUACUUUGCUACUCGCCAAAAAUGGUAACAGACCGCUCCUUUUCCGAUUUCGUUUAAUGUAUUGAGUGCGCUUUACAGCCCACUUGGUGAGGUUGAUACUUCUUCUUAUUCUUUUUCUUCUUUUACAAAUCAAGCACACACAAUGCAAUCAAGGGCGCUUGCGAGUAAAUAUAGAUAUGUAUUUAUAUUUGUAUAUAAGCCCACAUAAUUGCUGUAAUAUUAUAGUUUUAAUAUUACAUCAUUAGCGCCCAGAGUUCUUGCGCUGGCGCCACCCAAUUGCAUUUUGAACUGGCUGCUUUGAGAAUCUUUGGCUCAACUGAAAACACAGUUUAAGUUUGAUUGUGCUGUGAAGUGGUUGUGAAAUCGUUCGAAUUCCUCAAAGUGUCAGAAUUUAUUUAUAUAACAAUUAAACUUUAAGCAACUGGCAGCAUUAAACUAUUUUUCUCCUUGGUCUUGAGAUAAAACGCUAAAUGCACGCAGUGAUAGCAAUAAAAAUUAGCAAAAAGAAAGCAAAUACUGAAGAGCAAUAACGUAAAACUGACGCCGAAAGGGCACUUAAAGGCAACAGCAAGCAGUCUGUGUACGGAACGCAUGAUAUUAUGGCUUUGGCUCCCAACUGAGCAGAGACACAACAGGAGCAAAGUUUUUCGACCAAGAGCUGGUGGGUUUUAGCCCCUUUUCACACAAAUAUAUAUACUAACUGGCGCUGGUUUAAGACACACAAAUUAUGAGCAACAUGAAAAAUGGUUUCUCCACACUCAAUCGUUGGUUGGGCAAGAAGAACAAAGCUGAGAAAGCCACAACCAAUGGCAAACUCUCCAAAUCCAGCACAAACCUGAACAGUUUGUCCGUCUCGUCGACGAACAUCAACGAAACUAGUCAGCUGGAAUACAAUCGCAUCACACCCCUGCCGGUGGCCACAAGCAAUGCGCCCUUCGAGCAGACCUUCCGCAUAACCGUGCUGCUGCCAAAGGAUCAGCUAUAUGUCGCACGUUUGGGCGCGCGUGUACCGCUCAGCAAACUCUUGGAGUUGGUGUGUGAGAACAAGCUGCUCGAUGCUACCAAGUACGAAUUUAGAAAUCCAGUUGACUAUAGUCAGGUGUACAACUGUGAUUUGACAAUUGGCGCUGUGGGCCUCUCGGAGAUACGUUUAUGUCACAAGUCCGAAUCGUAUGAUAAUUUCAAUGCAGAUGAGAUAAUCAAACUGCAUCGCACGGCGAUCAUACGCGACUCGCUCUCCUCGUCGGAGUUCAGCAGCCGCUACUCAAAGCACACAACAAAGACCACUAGUCCCUACAGCUCGAGCAAUUCACUCAACUCGAUGGAUUCGACUGGCAUGAAUUGCGUGCGCACACCCGUUUCACCGCCCGCAACGCUCAUCAGCGCGCCGAGUACGCAGUCGUUGAAAAUGGCUGCGCCACCACGCAAGAAACGCGCCGCACCACGGCCACCGAGCCAAACCGCCAUACCGGAGAAGACGGUGUUGGUUACAACCAAUGGUGAGCCAAACCCCAAUGGCACGCACACGAAUGGCAUUGACACAGCGCAAGCAGCUGAGGAUGCGCUGUCGCGUAAAACACGCUACGUUUCGACGCCCAACCUCUCGACGUCGCCGGACGAUGUAAAUGGCUUCGAUUGUAAUGGCAAUAACGGUGCACACACACCAAACGGGGAACUGGAGAUGAGCUUAAAUGGUUACGAUCAUUUCGACGGCGAGCACGAGCAAGCACAGGUCAAGCAGAAGAAUGCGCGCAAUUUAUGCGGCGGCAGCGUGCAGAAUUUAAGCAGUGCCAGCGCAGCGCAGCAGUCUAUGGAGUUCCCAGAGCCGUCGCCGCGUAAACGCAUGAUACAGAUAAAGAAGAAAACCGUUGCGCCAGCGCCACCGCCACGAGGCGGCGCUUAUGCUGAUGCAGACACGCUCUCCUUGCGUUCCAUGACACCAUCCACAGCACCGGACACGCCACUAACGCCGCUAACACCCGAUUCGCCUUUGCUAGAACAUGCGCACACUUUACCUAGCAAUUUUAAAGCGCAGUCUCCGGCACCACAAGCGCGCGAACCCAAAGAAACUGCGUCAACAACGCUUGAGACGCACGACAAGGCGGCUGCAGUGCCAAAGCCUUUGCCACGUGUAACAACAAAUACGCUGCUGAACGCUAGCAACACCGAGCUGGUUGAGCCGGUAACACCACUAACAACAACAAAUGUUUCCAAAAUUAUGCUAAAUCGUACGCCAACGCCGGAGCCGCGUUCACUUUCCGCCGAGCCGCCGCAAUGCGUUAGUUUUCUGGGCGCGCAUAUAGCUGGACUUAAAAACGGCGUGGCUUCAGAGCACGAAGACGACGAUGUGUCGUCGAAACAAACAGACUCGGGCAGUUUUCUGGGCGCGCACAUAGCUACGCUCAAAAGCGAGGCCAGUUUACCACACGACGAUGACAGUGUAUCCAAGCAGGCAGACUCGGGCAUCGGGGAGCCCGUACCAUCGCCAAUACCCGACAGUCUGCCAUCGGUGAGUUCGACGCAUGACGGCAAGUCGGCCUUCGAGUCGAGCUCCGAUGACGAUGACAUUGUUAAGGUGUAUAAUUUUAAGCUUGGUAAAACGGUGGCCAAGUCACCCGCGGAAGCGCCACAAACUUUGGAAGAUUUCGUAGUUUUAGCUGCUGAGGCGCAAACAGAUAGCGGUGAAAACACGCCAGCGCCAAUCACACAGGAAGCGACACCAAACUUCUCCGACAGCGCUUCGUGGAACUUUUCCAUACCGAUUUCGCCGCCACCCAACUUCGCGGAUGGACGUUUCGCGGAAGGGUUUGCCAGCGAAAAGCCCGACAUGCCCAUAACGCCCAAAAUAAAAGAGCGUCCCGUACUGGACUUUGAAGCAAUUUCACAUAACGAGAGCUGUGUGGGUCCAGCAAGCAAUAGGGAUCAGAAAGCGCACGCCUCGAGCGAGACACAACUCAAGGCAGAGCGAAUGACGCCCUUACCAAGUCCAACAACGCCUUUAAAUGAAAUCGUAGACGAGCUCUCAGCAAUAAUCAGCGAAAAACGUUUGGACACGCUGAUUAAAAAGCCGGAGGAACAACCAAAGAUAGAAGCUGUAAAGCCGAACACGCUGACGAACUUCAGCAUUACAACAAUAACACAGCAGACGGCAGAAAAGGAAACAGAAAUGGCAAAAAGCAUCGACAGAAAAGCCGAGAUUACUUCAGAACAGACACCGACACCUGCCCAGCACGCACCGGUGCAGCAAAAGUCACCUCCCGAAGUAGAGCUUGAAAGGAGCUCUACACAAGAUCACGCGCCAACCGCACAAAUCGUUGACGCCACAAUCGAGACCAACGGCUACAACACCAGCCGCAGACGCUCCUCAGGCGAACUCAGCAUUGGCGAGACGCCUACGCUACAGAGUCCAGAGAUGGUCAAGACAAUUUUGAAUUCGCGCAAAAAUAGCACAGCCAGCAGCAGCAGCGGCGGCGGAGGCGGAGGCGGGGAAGGUGAGUCCAAAGGAGUUAAGGUAUUUUCAAAAGCCGCUGAGACAGUGCCUCAAGCGGAGCCACCAAAGAACGUUGUUAACGCAAGCGUGGAGCAUAGUGUAGAUGUUAAACAAGCAACGAACGAUCCUCCAGCCUCUACUAAACCCAAAGAGCUACCCAAAGUAUACCGUUAUUCCGGACCGCCAAGCAUUAAUUUCUCCACCUGGAGUGAGCGCCCCAAAGUGCAGGUGGCCAUAAAGAACGAAGGCGAUUACAUAUUCGGCGGCAAGAAUGCGGACAGUCAAAGCGCCGCCGUCACCACAGCAGCCAUCGAGAUCAGUACGAACACCAAACUGUACAAUCGCAGCAAUCGCGUCUCAAUGCCGGCUUUUUGGGCAGAGCGCGAGAAUGCGUCGCUGCCAGCACCGCCUGUAGCGCCAAAACCCGCAAGCAAAGCGUCACCCACAGAGCGCAUGGGCAUACCCGAGAAGGAGUACCGCGUGCCGGUGAACGUUAAGCCGUUGCGUGAUGUGACUAUCGAAAAUGUGCCGGCACAGGCGGCGGAGAGUGUGAUGACACAAGCAGCCACGCGCAAAACUACGAGUAUAACAACUGUUUUGCUUAACGGUAAUGCCACCGCGGCAGCAGAAAAUCACAUUGAGGAGACGCACACAAGACGUACACACACAUCCACGCUACCGCGCAGUAAUGCCAAUCGCUUUAGUAUGCCGCCCACCAGCAUUACGGUGGGUCCCGCCUUGUUGCGCUCAACCUCCAUCUCACAGUUGGAGGCGAACAAGCUUAAGCCGGCGCAUAAUGCAAGCGCCGCAACAGCGCCAACGCCGGCGCCAUUUGGACAGAACACCUUGCGCAAGACUGGGUUGAAGGAGAAGAUACUCGCUAAAGAAGCGGCGUCUAAGGACGAUGACGAAAGCGCUGCACCAACCCACCAACAGGAAAAGUCAAGCGCACAAACAACAGCAGCGUUCAGCGUAAGCGGCGUUAAACACAAACCCUUGAAACCGUUACAAAGUGCCAAAUUGGAAAUGCAACUUUCGGGUACGUCGACGAGCGCGCAUUUAAACCGCACGAACGCGACGCCUACGCCAAAGUUCACAACUACAACGACAACGAUUACACAGUCAUUUGAAAAAUCUAAAUCUAUGUCUCUAGCACCAACAACAACACCAACGCCACCGACGCCACCAGCACCACCGCUGGCGCCGCUUAAAGCCGUUGCGCUACACACACCCAACGGCGGCGCGCCUACAACGCCCAGCGGCGCCGAGCCAAGGGAUCAACUGUUGCUGGCAAUACGCAGCUUUAAGCGGGAAAACUUGACGCGCGUUUGAAGCUGAAGCCGAAGCGUGCCGUGGGUGGGUUUAGUCACAAAAUGUUGUACUGAAUUGUUGUAAAAUAUUAUGUGUAAAUUUGUUUUUAUAAAUAUUUUUAAAUGUUACUAUUUUUUCUGCUUUUUUAUUUUUAUUUUUUUUUUUAAUAAUUUUCUUUUUAAAAAAUUUUUUUGCUUUUUUUUUUUUUGAGGAAUUUUAAACGAAAAAAGUUUUACUAAGCCGAAGUCAACGUAAUUUUAUUAGUCUAAUUUUAUUAUUAUUUUAAAAUUUAAGUGGUGAAACUAAGCGCGAACAGCUAUUCACAAUGAGCAGCCGCAGGGUUGCAUUUGGUUGCGCUUACAUUUGUUAAAUGAUGGCAAGCCGGCAAAUGCUGGUGAAGGAGGGCAAAAUGCAGGCAGAUAUGCCUAUUUAAUAUAUUAUUAUUAUUAUUAU